Clupea harengus (Atlantic herring) is the source of this 1379-nucleotide messenger RNA. RefSeq names its product four and a half LIM domains 3b (gene fhl3b). Gene Ontology annotation, cellular component: nucleus; Z disc; stress fiber. Gene Ontology annotation, biological process: actin cytoskeleton organization. The record is from RefSeq and is a predicted model, not a curated record. Lineage: Eukaryota; Metazoa; Chordata; Actinopteri; Clupeiformes; Clupeidae. Gene Ontology annotation, molecular function: transcription coregulator activity; actin binding.
CGUUUUAGGUUUCGCAACAUUAAGUAUGUAAUUUCAAAGUAGAGUGAAAAUUAUUUUUUUCUCGGCUAUAUCAGCCUAAUGAAUGUGUGUAAUGAAGGGUAGCAGUAUGAAUUCACUGCUGAGUGAGGCGGGAACGGCGACUCAGUUUGGCGGAGGACUAACGCGGGGGGUGGGAAUGACACCCUUCAUCCCGCAUAGCUGCAGUUCCUUGACAGUGUCAGUGCGUCUCAGUAGAGCAAGGGAGACAGUGAUAGCCUACAGUACAAGAGCUCUUAUUCUUCAGGACAUUCGUGGGUGAGACACAGGACGCUAGACCAGCAUGAGUGAACCUUUUGACUGUGCCAAGUGCAAGGAGACGCUGUACGGGCGCAAAUACAUCCAGGUGGACAGCGGCCCUCACUGCAUCCCCUGCUAUGACGGCCUCUAUGCCAACACCUGCCGGGAGUGCAAGGAGCUCAUCGGACACAACUCUCGGGAGCUGGUGUAUGAGGACCAUCACUACCAUGAGCAGUGUUUCCGCUGCAUGCGCUGCGACCGCUCGCUAGCCGACGAGCCCUUCACCUGCCAGGAUGACGCGCUGGUGUGCAACGACUGCUACUGCAACGAAUUCUCCUCCAAAUGUGUGGCCUGCGACAAGACCAUCAUGCCAGGUUCCCGAAAGCUGGAGUACGGUGACGCGGCGUGGCACGAGGAGUGUUUCAUGUGCCGGGCGUGUCAGCAGCCCAUGGGCUCCCAGGCCUUCAUCCCAGACAAAGGGGAGUACUACUGCGUGCCCUGCUACGAGGGCAAGUUCUCCCCCCGAUGCAGCCACUGCAAACAGGCUCUGACCCAGGGCGGGGUGACCUAUCGGAACGAGCCCUGGCAUAAGGAGUGCUUCCUGUGCACGAGCUGCAAGGGCCCUCUGGCCAACCAGCCCUUCACCUCCCAGGGAGACGACCCCUACUGCGUCAAGUGCUUCAGCAGCAUGUACGCGCAGAAGUGCGCCGCCUGCAGCAAGCCCAUCACAGGGUUCGGGGAGGGGAAGUACAUCUCGUUCCAGGAGCGCCAGUGGCACCAGCCCUGCUUCAACUGCGCCCAGUGCUCCGUGUCCCUGGUGGGAGCCGGGUUCUUCCCCGACGGAGAGCGCGUCCUCUGCAAAGACUGCAACGAGAAGUAGUGGACUCCCUGGCGAACCUCAUGACAACCUGGGGGGCUGGAGCGACACUACGUAUGAUACCUUAUCACGAUACAAUGGCUGUGUACUGUGCCCCAAGAGUCGCCGCCUUUGCUGUGUCUUUUUCUUGCUUUCUUGAAUUCAGUUUGAUUUUAUUUGUGUGGUGCUUUUCUAUAACAAGAGCAAUAACGCAGAUAUGCUUUAAACGCCAGAAUGUAUCGAUGCU